GCAUCACGUGAUCAGGACUCUGGCGAAGCAAUGGCGGCGCCCAUGCUGCGCCGGUGCUGUCUUGGAAGGCGUUGGGCGUUAGCCCGCCUUGACAGCAGUUCUCGCCAGGGAAGAGGUUCUCCGACAGGGUCCACGCCCAACGGGAAAAGGGGACGGUGCUCAGUAGCUCAUCAGCCCCUCAUCACGGCCCAGAAGCCGAGGAAAGGUGAACAGAGAUGGGCAGCUGUGGUAGGUUUGGAAAUUCAUGCUCAGAUUUCCUCCAACUCUAAACUCUUCUCUGGAUCUCAAGUCUACUUCUCAGCACCUCCAAAUUCUUUGGUGUCUUUCUUUGAUGCAUCCCUGCCUGGAACUUUGCCGGUUCUCAACAGGAGGUGCGUGGAAGCUGCGGUGAUGACAGGCCUGGCUCUGAACUGCCGCAUAAACAAGAAGUCCUUGUUUGACAGGAAGCACUACUUCUAUGCAGACCUCCCCGCCGGCUACCAGAUUACCCAGCAGAGGGUUCCAAUCGCUGUGGAUGGGAGCUUGGCCUACAGCGUCUGUGUGGGGGCUAAGCAGAAUGAGGUGAUCACCAAGACAGUGAAGAUCAAGCAGAUCCAGCUGGAGCAAGACAGUGGCAAAAGCCUCCAUGAUGACCUGCGGGCUCAGACGCUCAUUGAUUUGAACAGAGCAGGAGUCGGCCUUCUGGAAGUGGUCCUGGAGCCCGACAUGUCCUGUGGAGAAGAGGCGGCUGCAGCAGUCCGGGAGCUACAGCUGAUACUUCAAGCCCUGGGGACCAGCCAGGCAAAUAUGGCAGAGGGCCAGUUGAGAGUGGACGCCAAUAUAUCUGUGCAUCACCCUGGGGAGCCUUUGGGUGUUCGAACUGAAGUGAAGAAUCUCAACAGCGCCAAGUUCCUGGCCAAAGCUAUAGAUUAUGAGAUCCAAAGGCAAAUCAAUGAACUUAUGAAUGGAGGUGAAAUUCUGAAUGAAACUCGAUCCUUUGAUUACAAACUGGGGUGUACCGUGUCGAUGAGAGACAAAGAAGGAAAGCAAGACUACAGGUUUAUGCCCGAACCCAACCUGCCCCCACUGCAGUUGUACGACUCUGCAUCCCUGCCCGCCGGUGCCGACCCGCAGCAGGUGAUCAACAUCGACCAGAUUCGGGAGCAGCUCCCUGAGCUCCCCAGAGUGACCCGAGAGAAGCUCGUUCAGCAGUACGGGAUGCUGCCGGAACACAGCUUCGCCUUACUGAAUGAAGUUGGCCUACUGGAGUUCUUCCAAAAUGUGAUAAAAGAAACUAGGGCAGAGCCCAAAACGGUGACCAGUUGGGUCCUCAACACUUUCCUGGGUUCUUUAAAGCAACGGAACCUUGCUGUUAGUGAGAGUCCUAUCGUGCCUUCUGCACUGGCCGAGCUGCUCGACCUGCUGGACAGGAAAGCCAUCUCUUCAGCCGCCGCCAGACAGGUGUUUGAGGAACUGUGGCAGAGUGAAGGGAAGACGCCGGCGCAGAUUGUUUCAGAGAAGCAGCUUGAGCUGAUGCAGGAUCGAGAGGCCCUGGAGCAGCUCUGCCGUGCCACGCUGGAGAGCCAUCCUCAAACGGUAAUGGAUGUGAAGAAGGGAAACCCUCGAGCUAUAAACAAACUCAUCGGGUUCGCCCGAAAAGCCACUCUCAACCGAGCAGACCCGCGGGCCAUCAAGGAGAUCCUGGAGCAGCAGCUGUCGUCAGGAGACGCGCCGGGUCCUCGCAGCACAGCGCAGCAGCACGGGAGUGGAGCCGGAGCCCCUACCCCGAGCCCUCGGCCGCACUGAACCCUUGCAUCUGAUUCCCCUUCCACCCCCUGCCGUCCACAUGGCUCCUCCAUGAGGGCAGGAGAUGGCUGUGGCCGGUGGCUAGGAGACGGCACCUUUGGGGCUUAGUGGCUCUGAACAGACCACCGGGCAUAGCCUUCCCCUGCCUACGCAAGCUCUGCAGCCCGGCUUCCUUCCACAAAUAGUGUGAGCACGUCCAAGGAACCGGCUUUGUUCUAGAUGCUGGGGCUGAGCCGUGAUGAAGAGACAGCAGUGCCUUAGACCCGAACACAGGUUCAUCCGGAUCCGAUGACAGCGCAAGAGGAGAGAGCGUGAGCACGCGCGUUAGGGGUCUCAUGAGGGUGGGAGGGGCUGAUAUUUGCCCACCCCCGUGUGAGGAGGCCCUUCAGCGCCCUUGGGAUCCCACAGCAGACGUCUGAUAAUUUUGUGUGCGUGAAAAAAGAUGACAAAGUUUUCAAAUAAAUUUAAUGAAUAAAAUAUAUACUGAAUAUCACAUAAAAAAUUAACUUACACUUCAAAGAUUGUGCAGUUGACAACUCCCCCGCCCCAUCCUGGGGUCAAAAAAAGAGAAAAAGAGAAAAAGCUGUAACAUUAAAUUGAUUUGUUUUGCCCGGAAAAAAUGAGAUGAUAAACUAGUAAAUCAAAGUGUUGACCUUUAACAGUAGUUGUGGUGCCGUCAACAGUCUCCGUGACGGCUGGGUGGCCUUCACCCCGUUCUCAUGACAGUAAUACUGCUCCUCUGUCACACGGGUGCCCUUGCUGCUCACACCCUUUGUGACCUCUGACUCCCAAUGCUUAAGGACCGAUUUUGCAGAGAUAGUUUUUUAAAAAAAGCUCAUCUCGAAUAAAUGGUGCAUAAGCAAGGGAACCAAGUCAUUGGCGGCCCUGAUUUUACACUGAAUCCUCCAGACAAAGUGGAGGCAGCUCCAUCAUGAAUGGUGUUCCCUGGCAGCUGGGAAACAUGAGGAAAUGGGGCUCCCCCGUCGCCCGUCCAGCAACCGCUGCGUCCCGGGCUGUAGGCAAUUGCUGGGAACGUCCUUAAGACAGUAACAGAAGUGUCCCCUGUCCCCGCCAAAACCAGAAAAGAAGCCAGUUGGGUGAGAAGUAAGGCUUAAAGAAAGAUGAAUUUUGCGAAAUUAGUGACUGAAUUCUAAGAGAAUAAGUUACAUCACCCAGGAAACCAUGUGCCCUGGAAUCCGCUGCAAUACUAAAAACGACUGGGCCUAAAAUUAAAAUAUUUCCAUUUUUUCUCUCCUCACUCUGAAAGUCUGUGAAUUACAUACAGGCAAAGGCCGUCUCAGAUUGGAACCUGGGGGGGAACAUUAUUUUGUAAGAAAUAAUAAUGUUUAAUUUUACAAAGCCCAUUUUCACCAAAGAUCUGGCUUCUUACUCAUUCAACUUUACAGAAAGCAUGCAAGGACCUUACUAGAGCAUUUCAAUCAAGGAUAUACCUAAAAUGGGGGUAGGGGAAGACCAGGGGGACAGCCAGAUAAAGAGUCAAUAAGACUAUUAUGUCAAGUGUAAACUGUACUAUGGAGUGAGCAUUUUGGGAGGAAAAUGCUGUUGUCGAAAGACUUGAUCUCUACAAUGCUGAUGUCCAGCUACACCAAUUGCCUGUUGUCUUGAAGGCCCAUUUCCAAAAUCCCAAAAAUCAGACAGUUAGGUUGUUAAAACUGCUAACAGGACCAAAAAGUAAAAAAACAAACCACAGCUAAGGUACUUUACUUGGAACCUGACUAGAUUUUUUGGAAAAAUGUUUACAUAACACCCUAGGAAAUUCACAAAGUAGGGCUCUGCUUGGUGAAAUACAAUUUUAAAUACAUCUUUGCAUGCAUGUGGACUUAGCCUGGUUCUUUGCU
This is a messenger RNA of Talpa occidentalis (Iberian mole), 3644 nucleotides long. It is a transcript of the gene GATB, whose product is annotated as glutamyl-tRNA amidotransferase subunit B. The coding region runs from base 31 to 1785 and encodes 584 amino acids. The transcript is spliced from 13 exons. Gene Ontology annotation, molecular function: glutaminyl-tRNA synthase (glutamine-hydrolyzing) activity. NCBI's taxonomy places the organism in Eukaryota, Metazoa, Chordata, Mammalia, Eulipotyphla, Talpidae. The record is from RefSeq and is a predicted model, not a curated record. Gene Ontology annotation, biological process: glutaminyl-tRNAGln biosynthesis via transamidation; mitochondrial translation.